Messenger RNA from Lepisosteus oculatus (spotted gar), 5950 nucleotides. The record is from RefSeq and is a predicted model, not a curated record. Lineage: Eukaryota; Metazoa; Chordata; Actinopteri; Semionotiformes; Lepisosteidae.
CGGACUUACUUCUCCUGUUUGCCUGGAACUUCUUACCUCAGCUGCCUCGCUCCGCACCCAAGAGCGCAAGAGGGUCUGUUGUUAAUUGCAGCACUGGCGGUAGUGUUUGGCUGAAGAUUACUGCGCCGCACACCCUGUAGUGACUGAGGACCACCUGCACCAAAACUGGUGAAGGCGGCUAUUUGCUGUGCAAAUUUAACAACGGCAGCAGUGGCAGUAGCAGUAGCAGCAACAACAGCGAGCAGCAGCACACAUUGAAAGAUGUCGACCACCGAAGAAGUGCCUGCAUUUUUUAAAAACAUGGGAUCAGGCAGCCCCAAACCGCGGCAGAAAUUCUGUGGCAUGUUCUGUCCGGUGGAGGGUUCGACUGAGAACAAGACCUUAGAUUUCGACUCGCUCUCAGGGAGCCGGGGCGGUGGCAGGACUGACAGUAGGGUAAUUGACAAGCAGAGGGACAUCUCCCAGACGGGCUAUCCCAGAGGCACAUCGUUGGAAUCGGGGAGGAAGGUGGAGAUCAGGCGAGGCACCGGCAAGGAAGCUCUACAGAACCUCAACGACAAGAGUGACCGGCUGUUGAUCAAAGGAGGUAAAAUUGUGAAUGAUGACCAGUCUUUCUAUGCUGAUAUCUAUAUGGAAGAUGGACUUAUCAAACAAAUUGGAGAGAACCUGAUUGUUCCUGGAGGGGUGAAAACCAUCGAUGCCCAUGGCCGCAUGGUAAUUCCUGGCGGGAUUGAUGUACAUACUCGCUUCCAGAUGCCAGACCGGGGCAUGACAGCAGCAGAUGACUUUUACCAGGGCACCCGCGCCGCACUUGCUGGGGGAACAACAAUGAUCAUUGACCAUGUGGUUCCUGAGCCUGGUGUCAGUCUGGUGUCUGCAUUUGAGCAGUGGCGUGAAUGGGCAGACAACAAGUCCUGCUGCGAUUACUCGCUGCACGUGGACAUCACAGAGUGGCACAGAGGUGUCCAGGAAGAGAUGGAGACUCUGGUGAAGGAUCAUGGUGUCAACUCUUUCCUUGUCUACAUGACCUACAAGGAUGUUUUCCAGCUUUCUGAUUCCCAGAUUUAUGAGGUCUUCAGUGUGAUCAGGGACCUGGGUGCUAUUGCACAGGUCCAUGCAGAGAAUGGAGACAUCAUUGCUGAGGAGCAGCGCCGGAUUCUAGAGCAGGGGAUCACGGGGCCAGAGGGUCAUGUGCUGAGUCGUCCAGAAGAGGUGGAAGCUGAGGCUGUGAACCGUGCCAUCACUGUUGCCAACCAGACCAACUGCCCACUGUACAUCACCAAGGUGAUGAGCAAAAGUGCCGCUGAUGUCAUUGCGCUGGCAAGGAAGAAAGGCACUGUGGUAUAUGGAGAACCCAUCUCGGCUAGCUUGGGUACCGAUGGAUCUCAUUACUGGAGCAAGAACUGGGCCAAAGCUGCUGCUUUUGUUACAUCUCCCCCUCUGAGCCCAGACCCCACUACCCCUGACUAUCUCAACUCUCUUCUCUCCUGUGGUGACCUGCAAGUGACUGGCAGUGCUCACUGUACUUUCAACACUGCCCAGCGUGCUGUGGGUAAAGACAACUUCACACUGAUCCCUGAGGGCACCAAUGGCACUGAAGAGAGACUCUCGAUUAUCUGGGACAAGUCUGUGGUGUCAGGGAAGAUGGAUGAGAACCAGUUUGUUGCAGUCACCAGCACUAAUGCUGCCAAGAUCUUUAACUUGUACCCACGCAAAGGCCGCAUUGCGGUGGGCUCUGAUGCUGACCUGGUCCUGUGGGAUCCAGACACUGUCAAGAUCAUCUCUGCCAAGAGCCACAAUCUGGCUGUGGAGUACAACAUUUUUGAAGGGACGGAGGUACGUGGUGCCCCUCUGGUUGUGAUCAGCCAAGGAAAAAUUGUGCUGGAGGAUGGGACCCUUCACACCACAGAGGGUACAGGCCGCUACAUUCCCCGCAAGCCCUUCCCUGACUAUGUCUACAAGAGAAUAAAAGCUCGCAGCCGGCUGGCGGAGCUGCGAGGGGUCCCCCGAGGGUUGUAUGAUGGACCAGUGUGUGAAGUUUCAGUGACCCCAAAAACUGUCACCCCAGCCUCCUCUGCCAAAACCUCCCCUGCCAAACAGCAGGCCCAGCCAGUGCGUAACCUGCACCAGUCCGGGUUCAGCCUGUCAGGUCUUACAGGGGCCCAGAUUGAUGACAACGUCCCUCGACGCACCACUCAGCGCAUUGUGGCACCCCCGGGUGGACGUGCCAACAUCACCAGUCUGGGUUAAGCUGUCCCAUUGGAUAAACGGGGGGUUUGGAGGCGGGUUCUAGCAUUGAGUUUGUACCCACCACCAAAUCUGAGCCCAAGAAGGUCCCUGCCGUCUACCUGGCUCAGCCCCUCCCUACUACCUUAUCCUCAACCCCACCCCCACUCCCCAUCCUGCAACCCAAUGUGGAGACAUCUACUAAAAUGAAAUUAGUUGCCUCAUUAAAAAAAGAACACUCCAUGUCCGAGCACUCCAGACUGUAUUAUUUAGUGUUUUAUACUGUGUUAUCCUCCUGCCAUACACCAUUGUUUACGAAAAGGAAGAGUUAAGUGAAUUAAGACUGAGCUGUUUUUUGUCUUUAAUGAAAAGACAAAAAGGUUUCAUUUGGGAUCGUUUUUUGUUACACAGAAAGGAGGAUUUCUAUUCUUGUUAUAUUUAAGGAUCAGUAUUUCAUUGUGGGGAGGAGUGGUGGGGGCUCUUCAGCAAAGUCUUCAAGGAGACUAUUUAUUUCUUUUUUAUAUGUUUUUAUGUUAUCUCUUUGUUUAAGGGUGCAGUCCCUUGAAAUAUUUUUGUUCCUUUCCUCACAGCAGGCCAAAGCAUCAAAGGUGAGAUAUAUCUGAGGUGAAGUUUUCCCCUGACAUUUCCACAUCCAGAGGCAUUUGAGGUCCUACUUGGUUCUCUAAAAUGUUUAAAUGUUUUGUUCUGGAAUGAUGUUUAACCCUAAGUGGGCGUUGUCUAUAAAUUAAAUAUUAGAUAUGGUUGAAACAGCUGAGAGACACUAGGUACACUUCACCUAAAACAACAUGUUUGCAAAGAAGGACUGAGGGUAAUUUAAUAGUAUAGCUUGUUGGAGCUGUGUAUAAGGUUUAUAUUUGAAUGAAUUAGACAUCUAUCAUAAAGGUCAGAAUAAUAUUCUAGACAAAUGUGAUAAAUUCAUUCAUUCUUAUACCCUUUUUGUCUUGCAUUAGGCAUGUGAAGAGUAGGUGUUACAUGACUAUUUAGAGUUCAGGGUAAACUCAGAAUCAGCUUGCACUAUAGAACACUAAUUUUGCAGAUCAUGUCACAUAAUUCCAUCUUUUUAUUAUACCAAGUUAUUAAAUUGUGUGGCUAAACAGUACCUUCAGGGUGUAAUAAAAGGGUAUUAUUAACUGGGUUUAAAAACAUUUGAGUAUAGUCAUCUUUCUGAAGUUAGGCACUAUUAAAUUGGCAUCAGUUGAUUUGUAAAUACUAGAUUUUUGUGCAUACAGUAUACUGCUUCUGUGAAAAUGCAGAUGUUUUCAAGUAUGCUAUCAGGUUCUUUUAUUAACAUAACUGUUACCUGUUACAGCUGUUCUGUAAUUCCUGUAAUAAAAUUAACUUUCUGCACGGUUUGAGAAUAAGUUUAAACAUACUCCAAUAAGCAAAACAUUCCUUUUCCAAAAAAAUUGAAAUGGUGGAUUACUGUACAUUGGUCGAAUUAUAUCCUUUUCUUCACACCAUAGACAUCUAUAAAUGUCAACAUAGAUCAAAUAGCUGUUUGUAAUCUGUUUUUCCAUUAAUAAAUUAACCAAAACCAGUAUAGAUCACCUGAGAGAUGGUAUUAAUUUCAAAUGUGCCUAUGCAAUAAAAAUUUUAUAAAAAAAGCUUCCGCAUUGGUAUCAUAACAGGUAUGCAGGCUAAGGGAAAGAAGUGUUUGUUACCAGCAGGUUACUGCUUCUAACUAGCUUUGCCAGCAAGUAACUUGACCUCUUUGUCCUUUAGAAAACAGAGGGCUCUCAGAGAGAGUGACUAGCAAUAGUUAUUGACCCACUGAUCUGUUAGAAUCAUUUUGGGUUCUAAUCUUUUUGGAUAAAACUAUCUUUGGAUAGUAAUUUAAAGUUGACAUAUCCAUGCUGAAGGAAACCCGUCUCUGGAGCUGUGGAUAUAUUAUGGUUCACAUUGCUGUAACUAUUUUUGAGAGGCUUAGAGAAUAUAAUUUCUUGUUAUGAUGAUUUAUACAAUGAUGUACAAUUUGCAGUAUUUUAGUUUUUUUCUUGUAAAAUUUGUUGGGUUUUAAAAUUCAGAAUCCCAGUUAUAUGAAUGCCUUGAGUUUUUUACAAGACUUUCUGUAACUCAAAGCUCAGUAGUUCAUCAGGAAUUCACUUCAGUCUUCCUUUUCCUCUUCUCAUUGAUGCACUUGUUUUUUAUCCUUAAGAAAUGUUUAUUUUAACACUUCAAUCGUCUUGUUUUUUAAGAAAAAAAAGUUCAUACUGAACCCAGAAUAGUAUAUUGGCUGUUAGCAUGAGUCUCCUAUUCGCUUGCUUGGUGUUUGAUUAUGCAAAUUGAAAAGAGGUAGGCAAUAUGGGGUUAAAAAAAGAAGUAAUGCUUAUUUCUUCUAUUCCCAUAGCUGUAAGCCUGAUUUUUUAAAAGCGUGUACAGUGCAAUUUGGCAAAGCAGUGGCUGUAUUAUCCUGAGACCAGAAGUAUUUUGCUUGCUUUUCCAUCUUUUUUUUUCCUUUGGUUGUCCAGCUGUUGUAGCAACAGGGUUGCCUGGGCAACAUCUUUCAGCAACCAUGCCUUAGCUCUUUGUUUGUCAUGACAACAGAGUUGGAUCUGAAGUUCACCUAGCAACAAUCCUGGACCUGGUGCUAUUAGAAUAACAUUGCAUUUGGGAGUUGUUUGCCGUUUUUCUUUAUAUUAGAGGCACUUGCCAUUUAAGAACCCCCUGAAGUGAGAUCUUGGACUAAAGCAUGAUUAUAUUCAUAGUCUUGUGAACUGGAGCAGAAUUUUUUUUAAUGAUAGCCUCUAUAGGCAAUUGCUGUAUGAUCUUGCUAAAUUCUGAUAGUACCUUCUGAUAGGGAUUUUACAAUUUAAGCUCAUUUUUCCAAAGAAUAAUGUACAUUUGGUUUAGGGGAUCAUUUUGAACUCAUUUGCCUACCUCUUUUUUUAUGUUGUCUAAAAGACAACUUUGGAAUGGCACUCUUAAAGGACUGGUUUAUAUAUUCCUUGUGUUCCUGUUAUUUCUUGAUUGAUUUGUAUUAUAGUAUUGAUUUCCCUCUGCUGUUUAAGCUCACAGUAUUUCUAUGAGAGUCAAUUCACUACUACAGUCUAGUUCUCUAAAUCCAUGACUCGGUGCCUGAUGCAAUGUGUUCUCAAAGCUGUUUGCUAGGAGCUGAAUUAGGCAAGGAAAAGUACAUCACCCACGUUCACUGGCCAAAUGUUUUGCAGUUGGAAUUGUAUAAUGCUGAUGUGCAACACAUGCCCUUAACAUUUUGGCUUUCAAAGUCCAAUAUCCAGCUUUCGCCACAAUAAGCAAAAAUAUCUGCAGUGGAUGUCACAUAGUAUGUAAACAGGAUAUGAGACAUGAAGAAAUUGAAUAACAGGAAAACAUGGAGAAUAUAAACUGCUACUUUAAGUCCCCCUCACUCACUCCUCCAAGAUGCUGUAGUCCUUCUAGUUUUGUCAGGUCAGACAUUUCCAUAUCCUGCUAGUAUGUGAUGUAAGUAAAGCGCAGACUGAGAGUAUUUUGGUGUCCAUUUUUGUUUCACUAUUAUUUUGUUUUUCCCCGUUGUUUAAAGUAAAAAUGUUGAUGGUGUAUGUUCGUAGGCUAUGGGUUGGGAUGCUUGUCUCGCUGGAAAGAAUUCCAUUGAUGGUUAAUUAAAAAAUUAAAAAGAUAAACGCUUUCAGUUCAUUUCUUUAAGUACCACAAUAAUCUUGUUAUAUCCAACAUGAGAUCUCGUAAUAAAAUCUGGUGUUGUUUCAGU